GUUCAUGAUUUUUUAUUUUCUCGCAAAUGUGUAAGGUAUCUUUAUAAUUAUUUCCAGCCACUCAUUUUAUCAAUUAUUUCCCGUAUUUCUGUGUAAAUUGUAUUAUUUUAAUUUUGUUUGGUAAAUUUAACUUUACCUUUAAAUUUGUCGCUAAAUUGAUCAUAUUUUGGUCAAGUUUAAUGUGUGGAAUAUUCGAAUGAAUGACGCAUUCCAUCAUAAUUUUUUUAACAAUUGCAAUUCUUUGACUAAUAAUAGUAAAAAUGAGAGUAUAAACAGGAAAAUUUAUUGUUCCAGCCCUUCAAACCAAUACAGGGUAAAUAACUAUGCCUUUCCUAAUUAUUUGGCACCGUUUUAUGACCAAAAUAUUCUUAAAGACAAUCCCUCCAAUUUUGGGGUUUAUUCCUCAUCAUCUUUGGUCUCUUCGGACUCCCGCCUUCAACUACCAAACACGGGGGAAUAUUUUACUUUUCAGCAAUCAGAAUCAGAAGUUUAUCGGGAAAUUAUUUCAAAUUCUGUAACCGACUUUGAUAACAUUCGUGGUAAAAAUAUCUCUCAAGUUGCUUUUAAGGAUAAUUUUGAGGAUGUUUCUAAGGUGUUUUCGGAUGAAAAAAUGUUAUUUGAAUCACUUGAAACUAAGUUAAAACCUUUGAAGUUGAAAGAACACCCAUGUGAAACUUGUUCUAAAAAUGGUUACAGUUCGUUUUACAACACCACUUUUGAUAGUGUUAAAGAUGCUGAAGGCAAGGUUUUUGACCCUUGUCCUCAUUCUUCACUUAAGAAUGUCCCAAUUCCAUACCCUAUUUCUUCCUUUAACAAUGAUUCAGUUCACACUACUGCUCUUAAAGUGGAUGAGUUUGAUAAAUUAUUGAGUUACAGUAAAGAAACUGAACUUGCUGAGAACUUGCCUGGUGAAAUCGAUGACAUUUCAGAAUUUAUUGAAACCAAAAGAAAUUUGAACGAUUUCAGCCCAAUCAAUACGAAUACUCUUCGUAACCUUUCAUUUAACCCCCAAUCACAAGGCGAUUUACAAAGUUCACAGUGUUCGAAUGGAAAAAACUCCACACUUUUUAAUGAGGAUUUACCGGUAAUUUCAUUAAAAAAUGAGACAACCGAGGAUAAUUUGAGCAAAUUGGAUGAAUGGAUAUAUCCUAAAUGUAUUUUGAAGAAUGCUAUUUCCCCUCAAUUUUCGAAAAAUUUAACUAGUAGAACACCUUUUAACUCUUUAGCCACUGUGCUAACCACUAAAUCGACCAGUAAAGAUGAAAUUGGAUCGGCUAUUAAUUUGGAAUCUAAAUUAUUGGAUGGUGAGAUGGACUUAAAUUUUAUGAUUGAGAGAUACGUUGAACUAAGGAAAUUGGACUAUCCUGAGGACAUUUUAAGAGCACUAAAACACUUGAUCUGUGAAAGAUUAAACAGACCCAAACUUUACUAUAAGGGGUCAAAAUCAGAUCAAAUUGAUAAAGAGACUCCAGAGUACAUUUUUAAUAACAUUAUCAAGACAGUCAACGUAGUUGAUGUGUUUAAAACUGAGGGAAAGUGUGUUGAUGAAGAAUCAACAAUGUAUACUUACUCAAGUUUGUCGUUAUCUUCGUACGAUUCCGUGUUUGAAAAUUUAAACUUUGACGUUUCUUUUAACGAUUUCUUUUGCCAAAAAAUCGACUCAGUUCACAAGAAUACUGUAGAUUUGUACGGUUGGCUUACAGUUUCUGAGGAAAAGUCAAGAAUACUUUCUAACAAAGUACUGUAUUGUGAGCUGGUGGGAGGCAGCUUAUCUUUAUUUUCACCAUCUACCAGGGAAAGUAACGACUCAUUUAAUUCAUAUAAACUUCUUAAAACGGUCAAAUUGGACGAGUUUUCAACCAUUACAAGAAAAAAAGAUUCAAAACAGAAUAAAAUAUUUAUACGUCUAUCAGGCACUUUAGACCCUAUCACUGAUGCCUCUAACAAGUCCAAUAAAACCAAAACUGGAGAUAAGAUAAUAUUAAAACUAGAGGCUGAUACACAAAAUGAGCUACAAAAUUGGUACAUAUUCUUAUUUUCAAGAUCGAGGAUAAGAUCAUUUUUAACUAUCUUGGAAGACCACAAAGUUACUCCACUGAACAACACUUUAUUCUUUCUUUUAUAUCCAAAACGGAGGGAGUUGAUUUUGAAUAGAUUAAAGUAUGAAAAUGAGUGCGAAGAGGAAAUCUACUCCAAAUUCAUCAAAAAUCCCUUCUACUACGCCGAUUUCACCAUGCGUAAUAUGAAUGAUAAUGAUAUGUUACAUCACAUACUUAAUUGGAAGCAACCUGUUUACACAAUUAACUUUUCUCUAAACAAACUCAAUUUAAAGAUUGAAGCACAAGGUGUUUUAGAUUAUCUCAACAACAACAACAUUCGUAAAUUAAUUCUUGACAGAAACCCUAUAAACGAAUCAUUUUACCUUAACAUUUUACCUCUGUUACCUAGUCAAACUGGUUUAAAGUACUUGAGUUUAAAGGGGUGUUCUCUAUACCCCUCCAUUACAGGCGUGUUGAAGGGUAUUUGUAGGAGUAAAGGGUUCGUAAAGUUUUCGUUGGAUUUGAGAGAGUGUGAGGUAGAGCCUGAAGUUGAGGCUUUCCUCUCUACUUACCCCUUCAACAAUUUGAAAAUUAUUCUCCAAAAUUCUUUAACUUAUCCUCAGGAUUUCGAAAUGGACAAUUUCAUAGAUAACAAAGACUUGUCUUUAAUUUCCAUAAUGGGUUCUGUUAUAUCUGGUAAACUUAUUUCGACAGAACAGAAAGUGAGGAAGAAUAACUGGUCGUGUUUUGGUACCAAAGUGGACAUGAGCUCCGACGUUUAUUUUGAAUACCGCGCUCCUUACUUAGUUUGGUACGACUGGACUCCUAAGAAAAGGCUUUUUUCACUUAACACACGUAAAGACUCAGAAGAUCAGACUAGUAAGUUAUCUGAGGACAAAGUUAUGUUUGUGAAAAACGUCAAGCUUGUGGAAAAGGCCGGGACUGAAUGGAUGAUGGUUGAAGGCAAAGUGCCUGACAAUUUCAAGUAUCAAUCUAAAUAUUUGAAGUUUUACGUUAAAGGCCAUAAUCAAAAUGUUACUAGUCGAUGGUUUGAAGUUAUUUCUAGAUGGGUGUGUGGAGUGCAAUACAUUGAUUACCUAUUACAUCAUUCGGACUUGGUCCCUUCCAAACACAUUCUCUCAUUCUGCUCAAAAAUCGAUACACCAGUAUUGGUGAUGAAUGGAUUUCCGUUAGAGCGAAAAUUUUUGAUGAGAUUUUUAUCCCAGCUGUCAACUCAAUCGACUUUGAAGGGGUUGAAUUUUUCAAAUAUGGGCAUCGACUCAAACAAGUUAUCGUUUGAAUUUCCGGUUCUGAGUGAUUUAGUUUUUGAUAAGCUCGACUUUUCCUUCAACUCCAUCACCCUGGAUGAAAUGAACCAAUGGCUCCUAAACGCCUUGGUACCCAAAAUCACAGUACAACACUACGACGUUAGCAGCAACCCACUGGGGGACACGGUAAAUACUACCAAGUUUUUUCUCAAAGUUUUGUCGUUAAAGCCCCAAUGCAUUUCGUUUAAUGAUUGUAAAUUAUCAAAUGUAUUCUUAACCGAAUUGAGUUCUGAACUUAUUCGAAACAAAAUCAAGUUAAAUUCAUUAGAAAUUAUUGAAUUUGAGGCAAAUUCGUUCAACUUGGAGGACGUUAAAAAACUGAUCGAAAUAUCUCAUGAGUCUUUCCCAAAACUUUCUGAGUUAAGACUGGCUGGUUCUCUGGAUCCUGAAAGCGCCUCUAAAUUGGCUCAAUUGUUCCCAAUUUGCUCAUUUGAACGGGUUUCUCCUUCAGAACCCGAAGUUGGAGCCUUCACAAGAGUUUCUCAUGUCAAAAAAGAAAAACGUACAACAAGAAAAUUCUUUCAUUCCAUCGCACAAUAAUUUUCUACUCUUAGGAACACUUUAUUAUUAUUAAUUUAUUUUUUAAUAA
This is a messenger RNA of Theileria parva strain Muguga, 3956 nucleotides long. RefSeq lists its product as uncharacterized. Lineage: Eukaryota; Apicomplexa; Aconoidasida; Piroplasmida; Theileriidae. The record is from RefSeq and is a predicted model, not a curated record. Bases 197 to 3907 code for a protein of 1236 amino acids. The transcript has 9 exons.